GAACUUAAGAAAUAUGGCGUUACCACAGUGGUAAGAGUGUGUGAAGCUACUUAUGAUACUGCUCCGGUGGAAAAAGAAGGCAUUCAGGUUUUGGAUUGGCCCUUUGAUGACGGUGCACCACCAUCCAACCAGAUUGUUGAUGAUUGGCUAAACCUCCUUAAAGUUAAAUUUCGUGAAGAACCUGGUUGUUGUAUUGCUGUACACUGUGUUGCUGGUCUUGGACGGUGGGUGAAAUUCUAAAGAUCUGUUGAAUUGCCAUUCGUGGUCAUACUUCUUAAGAUUUAGUACAAAAGUGUAGUUGGGGCAAAUUUCAAAAUAGUCACAGAUCUA
Meleagris gallopavo (turkey) is the source of this 330-nucleotide messenger RNA. The record is from RefSeq and is a predicted model, not a curated record. Lineage: Eukaryota; Metazoa; Chordata; Aves; Galliformes; Phasianidae.